GAGAGGAGGGCUGAGAGGAGGAGAGAGGGGAGGAAGGGUGGGAGCCGGAGGCAGAGCCGGGACUAGGAGCGAGCGAGCGAGGAGGAGGAGGAGGAGGAGGCCGCGGCGGGCGCAGCGGGUACGUCGGCCGGCCGGGCCCCCCGCGCGAACCAGGCGCCGCCAUUCCGCUGCUCGGGGCGCCGCCGCCGCCGCCGCGCUCGGGGGCCAUGCUCCCGCCUCCGCCGCCGCGCCAGCCGCCGCCGCCGGCGCGCACGGCCCGCAGCGGGGUGCGGCUGCAGCGGGCCUUCCUGCGCGGGCCGCUGGGCGUGCUGCGGGCGCUGCAGCUGCUGGCCGGCGCCGCCUUCUGGGUCACCAUCGCCACCAGCCGCUACCAGGGCCCCGUGCACUUCGCGCUCUUCGUGUCCGUGCUCUUCUGGCUGCUCACCCUGGGCCUCUACUUCCUCACGCUGCUGGGCAAGCACCCGCUCGUGCCCGUGCUGGGCUCGCGCUGGCUCGUGGUCAACGUGGCGCACGACCUGCUGGCGGCCGCGCUCUACGGCGCCGCCACGGCCAUCAUGAUCGACCAGACGCAGCGGCACAGCUACUGCAACCUCAAGAACUACCAGAUGCCCUGCGCCUACCGCGCCUUCCUGGCCGCCGCCGUCUGCGGGGGCCUCUGCCUGGGCCUCUACCUGCUCUCGGCGCUCUACGGCUGCUGCCGCCGCUACCAGGGCGAGCAGGAGGUGGCGUGAGGCGCCCCGCGGCGGGGCGGGGGCCCUGAGGAUGCCAGCGCCCCAGCCCUUCCCGCCGCCGUGCGCCCUGGCACCUUCCCCGCGCGCCUGGCACCCUCCCCCGCGCCGCGUUCCCGCCGCCGCCGCCGCCCGCGCCCAGGCCCCACGACAACCCGACCCACAGUGCCCGCCAGACGGCAGCUCCCAGGCGCCCGGACACCCCGACCCGCAGUUCUCGCCCGGGCAGGGCCACAUCCGUAGGGCGGACGCCAGCCACUCUCCUACCCCUCCCGAGGGCAGAGCCAGCGGUUCCUCUUCCCCUUCCCCCGCCGCCGACAGCGAAACGUGGAUGGACAGGCGCCGCGUAGAUCCGGCGGAGGCUCCCCAAGGGUGGCCAGGCUUCUGGCUGCGCCCUGCGGCGGGGAGAGCACCCCCUCCCCCCGGGCACGCUUCCAGCCCGGAGUGCUGGGACAGGCGGGCACGCAGCCGCGGGCGGACUGGAGACAGGCCCCAGGGAUGAGUGACGAGUGAAGAGUCUGGUUUUGGUUCGGGGUUUUUCGGACAUCCUGCCUGGUCCUGCCCUCGAAGCUUGGAUGUGUUGGGGUGGGGCCUAUCUAUCCCCAGAGGUGAGGAUGGAUGGAUGAUGGUCAGGGCCUGUGGGCUGUCUGCUCGCCUUUGUCCUCCCGGUUCCCAGAGGCCAGACCCAAACGCACACCAGCUUCCCCAGCCUCACCCUCCCAGGCCUCUGCCCCGCUCCCACCUCCCAGUAGCCUUUUGCAUUCCGGAUCUCACACACCCGCCCGCCAGGAGGAGGUGAGGGCGAGCUCCUUUCCGUUUUACAGACGGAGCCCUAGAGCUUGCUUGUAAGAAAAAGCCAGAAUAACAUUCCAAUCUUGUCUCCCACCUCCCCUUCCAGGGCUGUUUGCAUUGAAACAGUGGUGUUCCCUGGGAUCCUGGCUCAUGAGCCCCCCUCUAAAAAGGGGUUCCAGGCUGAGUGGGUUUGUCAAAGGUGCUGCCGUCCCCCCUCCCCCCUUGGAGAAUCGCUAGCAUAUCAAGGCUCUGAGAAGUCCUGCUGUAAAACCAGACCAUAACAAGUGUUUACUGCCCCUGGGCCUGGGUCAGAUUUUUCCACCUAAGGUUCCCUACAGUCUUGGCUUUCGUUUCUUUUUGAAGAUUUGGGGUGCUCCCUCUUUCCCAGGGACUUUCUCUAUCAGAGGGAGGGCCCAGCCCAUGAGGGAAAAUAGCUGCUCCCGGACAAGCCAGGGAGAGGCCUGGGAACGGGUGGACUUGGACAUUCCUUUACAUUGUUUGGGAAAUGAAGCCAACGUUAUCCAGAUAGUUUCCCUGUCAAAAGGAAUGACACCUGCCAGAGAUCCCGGCUUCGACUGGGACAGUGGUCACACUCACCGACGAGAGGAGAAAGCUCUCGAGCCGGGGCGGGCCGCCAGCCCAGCCUCAGGAAGGUUUUCCGUGUGGCAGGGGCCCUGGAGAGUCCCAGGGAUCCUGGCCUGUGUCAGCAAAGGGUUUCCCAGUGGGGGUUGGAAGGACCUCUGCCCGGCAGCUUUCUGUCAACACCAUCCAGUGGAAAAACCAAGAUGGGGGAAGAUUCAUUUCGCCUCAACAUAAGAGAAAUCCUGAGUGCUGUGACGUGGGCACAACAUUCCAAACAUCUGGAACUGAGCCGUGUGCCUCUGUACCCUAAGAACGGGUUUUGGCUGCAGCUUUUGUUCCUUUUCUCUUUUCUUAGACUACCAUCUAAGCUGCAUCCUCAGCUCAGAUCCAGACCCCUGAGGAUGCUUUCUUAGUCUCCCCCCACUCCCCCAGCCCAUGGUGCUCUGUGGUCCAGCAGAUUUCUCCUUGGCCUUCGUGGUGCCUUAUCCACCCAGAUGUGCCUGAAACAUUUCAAUGCUCACUGGCUCUUCAAGAUGUGCCUUGUGCUUGGCCUCCCACUGCUUCUCCAGAUGUGAGGAGGGUGUGUAAUAUGGCCCCACAUCCUCUCCUCCCCCUUGAGGCUCUGUGCCAUAGGAACGGCCACCUGAUCUGGCCCAGACUGUUUGGAUACUGGAGGCAGUCUCUGGCUUCUCUUUCUCUGGACUCCAGGACUCAAUCCAGUCCAAGACCACGGUGGGCUGCUCCCAGCCCGAAGUCUAGGCCCACUUACAGACCCAGGAGAGGAUUUUCCAGCGUUCGACAAUGAUCAAAAGCAAGGGUGGACAUGGGGUGGCUGAGGGCUGGUAGGGAGAGGGGACCAAUGUGCCUCACUGAAGAGCCCAGUGGUGGUGACUAAUAUGCUUUUCUGAAUAAAGUUCGGUUUGUCUGA
This is a messenger RNA of Pipistrellus kuhlii (Kuhl's pipistrelle), 3030 nucleotides long. It is a transcript of the gene MARVELD1, whose product is annotated as MARVEL domain containing 1. Gene Ontology annotation, cellular component: membrane. The transcript is spliced from 2 exons. Lineage: Eukaryota; Metazoa; Chordata; Mammalia; Chiroptera; Vespertilionidae. Gene Ontology annotation, molecular function: structural constituent of myelin sheath. Bases 207 to 731 code for a protein of 174 amino acids. Gene Ontology annotation, biological process: myelination. The record is from RefSeq and is a predicted model, not a curated record.